AUGAUCUAUUACAGCAACUACUAUGGGGGGCUUGGCUAUGGUGGGCUUGGCUAUGGCUAUGGUUGUGGCUAUCGUGGUUAUGGAGGCUAUGGAUAUGGCUGCUGCCGCCCAUCUUGCUUUGGAAGAUAUUGGUCAUAUGGAUUCUACUGA
This is a messenger RNA of Ochotona princeps (American pika), 150 nucleotides long. Its product is annotated as keratin-associated protein 20-1-like. The coding region runs from base 1 to 150 and encodes 49 amino acids. The record is from RefSeq and is a predicted model, not a curated record. Lineage: Eukaryota; Metazoa; Chordata; Mammalia; Lagomorpha; Ochotonidae. The transcript has a single exon.